AAAUAUAAUCGAAAUUCGGAAAUUCGAGAACAAAUCCAAAUUAUAAUGGAUAAACUAGGACUCGGCUGUCCGUUUUCCUUCCUUGGAGGAAAAGAGGGAAGACCGCAGGGAAUCAGACAGCCAGAUAUACUCCAGCUAAACUACGACUGUUAUUUGGAGAUACUUUCGUAUCUGAACGCACUCGAGGACCAACUAAAUCUGGGCCGCGCCCAUCCCCUGUUCCGCCAAGUGCUGGCGAGCCUAUUGCCUACGCGCUAUAGUAAAAUCAAUGUGAAGAUGCUAAAAACCGUCCAGGACUGGGAAUACAUGCUGGAACUGUGCGGUUCUAGCGUGGUUCGUUGUGAGGUACCCCACGGUCGCUGGGACGAGUCCUUCACCCACCCAUUUCUGGAUCUUCUCAGCCAGCACUGUUCGAAUCUGCAACAACUUGUGCUGAUAUUCAUGCACUCUGACACGGACACACCGCCCGCGUCGAGGGACAGUAGAGGUGGACACACUACCAUUAUGCAGCUGCUGAUAAAGCUUCCUGGCCUGAGAAACCUGACGCUAAUCGAUGCUAGAGCGCCUCAGCUUGAACAGUUGCAAAAUUUCCGUGAGCUGCAAGCCCUAGAUGUGGAUGGGAUUGACGUCAAUCUUGCUGAAGAGAAUUUCGUGCGGAUGUUUCACAACAAGGCGAAAUUGUGCCGCCUCUUGUUGAACUUUGGACGAGCCCUGAAACGCUCGUAUCAACUGCCCCAAUUGGCAGACCAUUGUGUUCAACUGGAACAUCUAACACUGGAGAACUUUCACUUGAACCUUCCCGAUAUAGGAGAGUUUAGGUCGCUGAAAUCUCUGCGUAUGAUCUCGCGCUGGAUUGGGGAAGUGAACAGCGAUUUCUAUAAAUCCUUGGCCAAACGCUAUGCCAAUCGCUUGGAGCAGCUGCAGCUCCUGUCUAUUCGCGUUGGGCCAGCCCAAGUGCAUCACAUACUGGCACUUAAGAUACUCAAGGCGCUCGAAUGCGACAACUGGCCCUCAGAAUCUGUGGACAAAUUGAGUCAACUAACUGAACUCGAAUGCUUGGCCAUAGAAUGUAUUAAUCCCAUUAAAGGAGUCAAUUGUCAGCUUCUGUCUGUCCUAACCAGCUGCUCCAAGCUGUCACAUCUGAAGCUGGGCAAGCGCUGGCAGAUGACCAGCUCUGAGGCGAAACAAUUUGUGUCCGAUGUUCGAGACGUUCGUAUGGAGUCCAAAACGAAGCUAUUGCUGACACUUUCGUUCAUCAAAUUGCCGGAGCACCAAAAAAUGUUGAUUGAUCUGUUCACGAAUCACAAGCAUUUAAGUCUUGGUUUUCAUGACGUCUGCCAUUACUGUCGGCCAGAUACUCACUCCAGGUGCGACACAAUUUUUGACUAAGACACAAAAACAUAUGUACCUCGCAAUGGGAAUGUUCAAUGGCAACCGUCAGCCUUAGUAUCCAAUCGUUGUAGGCGAUACCAUUCAUCUCAAACUCGCGUCGCCUACUCUCAUAAUCGUAGACAUCAUCCUCUACAUCUAUCCACUUGUGCGAGUCCAUAAUUAUCAGGGGCAGCCUUCCAUCCAUCCGUACGUCAAAUGCAGGAUGCCACAAAAUGCAGGUGGCAUGCGAAUCCAUAAAAUAUUUUUGGGCUAAAUGGAAACACCGACUUAGAGUACUACCAUUUAAUUGCCAAGACACUCCAAAACUCACCCAGAAAAUUCAGAACGAUUGACCAAUAACUUGGUUCGACUAGAAUAUGAGUCAUUAUUUCUUUGUUCCUUCGGAUUAGAUGUCCCUCCUCUUAUAUAUACAAAGAUAUCUGUUACGAGUAUCCAUUCUUAAUUUCGUAUUUAUAAAAAAUUGUGCAAUUGUCAAUCAGUAUUAAUUUUAAAUUGUAUUUAUUUGAGUUGCCAUUCGGAUGAAGUACCUGAAGAAAGUGCGUCUUACUGGGAUUAUAAAUAAUAUAGGAGAUACUCGUAUAUAAUUAUAGGGCUUCCAAUUGAGCAGCAGAGUGGCUAAUUUCUUAAGUUGUUAAGUGCUGAAGACACGAGACGAGAACUCUUCAAAUAUUUAUUGACAUAAAUAUAUGUUUAGCGAUUAUUGUAAAUAUUAAACAAAUAUAAUUUUGCAAAUCAUGUUAAA
Molecule: messenger RNA, 2134 nt
Organism: Drosophila miranda
Lineage: Eukaryota; Metazoa; Arthropoda; Insecta; Diptera; Drosophilidae
Exons: 3
Coding region: 46-1389 (447 amino acids)
Source: RefSeq, a predicted model, not a curated record